This is a messenger RNA of Phaedon cochleariae (mustard beetle), 1029 nucleotides long. Lineage: Eukaryota; Metazoa; Arthropoda; Insecta; Coleoptera; Chrysomelidae. The record is from the annotation of a GenBank genome assembly.
ACGAUGAGCGUCAGCGCAGCUUCCGUAGCCUCAACAAACUCACAAGCUGAAGAUGAUGUUGAGGAAUGUGGGCCCCAACCAGUUGGAAAACUAGAGGGUAAUGGAAUCACAACAGGGGACGUGAAAAAACUGGAGGAAGCAGGGUAUCAUACAGUGGAAUCAAUAGCUUUUGCCCCAAAAAAGCACCUGAUCACGAUAAAAGGCAUUUCUGAGGCUAAAGCUGAUAAAAUAUUAUUGGAAGCAGCUAAGCUAGUACCUAUGGGAUUCACAACAGCCACAGAAUUCCAUCAGAAACGCUCAGAAAUCAUACAAUUGACCACAGGGUCCAAAGAACUUGAUAAACUAUUAGGUGGAGGUAUUGAAACUGGCUCCAUCACUGAAAUGUUUGGAGAAUUCCGUACUGGCAAGACCCAGCUCUGUCACACACUUGCUGUUACCUGCCAGUUACCAAUUGAAAGUGGUGGUGGUGAAGGGAAAUGUCUUUAUGUUGAUACAGAAGGGACUUUUAGGCCUGAGAGGCUUCUAGCUGUUGCUGAGAGAUAUCAGAUGAAUGGACAGGAAGUUUUAGACAAUGUGGCUUAUGCUAGGGCUUAUAAUACAGACCACCAAACUCAGUUGCUCAUACAGGCUUCAGCCAUGAUGUCAGAAUCAAGGUAUGCAUUAUUAGUUGUGGAUAGUGCUAUGGCACUGUAUAGAACUGAUUAUUCUGGUAGAGGUGAAUUGUCUGCAAGGCAAAUGCAUUUAGCAAGGUUUUUGAGAAUGCUGUUAAGAUUAGCUGAUGAAUUCGGCGUCGCUGUGGUGAUAACGAACCAGGUGGUGGCGCAGGUGGACGGCGCCGCCAUGUUCAACGCCGACCCCAAGAAGCCGAUCGGCGGCAACAUAAUGGCGCACGCCUCCACCACCAGGCUGUACCUGAGGAAGGGCAGGGGCGAAACGAGGAUGUGCAAGAUUUACGAUUCGCCGUGCCUGCCCGAAUCGGAGGCCAUGUUCGCCAUCAAUGCGGACGGUAUCGGGGAUGCGAAAGAAUGA